Marasmius oreades (fairy-ring Marasmius) is the source of this 456-nucleotide messenger RNA. RefSeq lists its product as uncharacterized. The coding region runs from base 1 to 456 and encodes 151 amino acids. NCBI's taxonomy places the organism in Eukaryota, Fungi, Basidiomycota, Agaricomycetes, Agaricales, Marasmiaceae. The record is from RefSeq and is a predicted model, not a curated record. The transcript is spliced from 5 exons.
AUGUCACCUUCAUCACACCGACACUUACUCCAUCGCAGACCGCCCCGAGGACGUUUUUCGCAUCUGACGAUGUUCCGUUUGGGGUCCUUGCUGUUCAUUCCAUCUUACCUUACGGUCAUAUUAUAUCGAGUUCCCUUUGCAAGUGAAGAGGAGGAUGGUAAUGUCUUGUUGAUGACCGCUCUCGCCGUCAGCACGGCUGUAAGAUAUUGUGCAUCCACAUUCGGGUACACUUCCAUCUCUAUUCUUCUGAACUACAUGACACCGCCUCACGCGAUCGGUUUCGCUAAUGGGAUUGCUCAGAGCAUCGUCAGCUUAGCCAGGUGCUUUGGGCCCGUGUUGGGCGGAUGGAUUUGGUCCGUCAGCAUCGAGAGCAAUCCUAAUGGGUACCCAGUCGGGUUUAUUAUCUGUGCAGGUUUCUGUGCGCUCUGCGUAUUGCAUAGUUUUACCAUCCGGUAG